Messenger RNA from Dendronephthya gigantea, 1743 nucleotides. Its product is annotated as 2-aminomuconic semialdehyde dehydrogenase-like. Gene Ontology annotation, molecular function: oxidoreductase activity, acting on the aldehyde or oxo group of donors, NAD or NADP as acceptor. The transcript is spliced from 12 exons. NCBI's taxonomy places the organism in Eukaryota, Metazoa, Cnidaria, Anthozoa, Malacalcyonacea, Nephtheidae. The coding region runs from base 110 to 1645 and encodes 511 amino acids. The record is from RefSeq and is a predicted model, not a curated record.
AAAUAGAACACAGAGAAAGAACUAUGUCAGUUAUACAUCUACGAUUUUGCAGUUCUCUUUAAGUUUAAGCUGUAUCUAAACAAAGAAUGCAUCAUGAUUGUUUGAAACUAUGAAAUUUAAAAAAUACGUACUCAUGCAUGUCCUCACCUACUUCACACCCACCCAAGCUAAAUCACAUAACAUGGCGGAUCUAUUGACCUUAGAGAAUUUUAUCGACGGAAAAUUCGUGGCUUGUGCUCAGCACAUAGACAGCUUCGAUCCCUCGACGGGCAAACCACAUGCCCGGGUACCUGAUAGUGGAAAUGAGGAAAUCGAUCUCGCAGUUCAGGCUGCAAAAAAAGCCUUUCCUAGCUGGUCCAAAACUUCAAUACAAGAGAGAGCAAGGAUCAUGAUGAAAAUAGCAGAUAUCAUUGAAUCACGUCUGGAUGAGUUUGCUAAGAUGGAGUCGAAGGACCAAGGGAAGCCUGUGUGGUUGUCAACGAUUGUGGAUAUUCCAAGAGUUCUACUAAAUAUGAGAUCUUUUGCUAUUGCAAUUCAAAACCAGGUCAACAGAUCGACUGUAAAGAAAGGUCAGGGUGCAGUUAAUUACACAACACACGAGCCAGUGGGCGUGGCCGGUCUCAUCUCCCCUUGGAAUCUUCCAAUGUAUCUUCUCACAUUCAAAAUAGCUCCUGCAAUUGCUGCAGGAAACACAGUUGUGUGCAAGCCAAGUGAGAUGACAUCUGUCACAGCAUGGAUGUUUGCAAGUGUCUUAAAUGAAGCAGGUCUACCUCCUGGGGUGGUGAACAUUGUGUUUGGUGUGGGUCCAAAGUGUGGAGCUGCUCUGGUUAAACAUCCAGACGUUCCCAUCAUCUCAUUCACCGGUUCAACUGCCACUGGACGAUACAUCAUUGAGAAUAGUGCACCAUACUUUAAAAAACUCUCCCUGGAGCUUGGUGGCAAAAACGCUGCGAUAAUAUUUGAAGACAGUGAUCUUGAGAAAUGCGUACCCGGCUGUCUGAGGUCCGGUUUUACUAACCAAGGAGAGGUUUGUCUAAGCACGAGUAGAAUUUUUGUGCAACGAUCUAUUUAUAAGGCCUUCCUGAAAAGAUUUGUUAGCGCAACCAAGGACUUAAAAGUUGGACGGCCAAGUGACAAAGAUACUAAAGUUGGUGCUCUCAUCAGCAAGGAACAUUUAGCAAAGGUAAAGAAUUACGUGAAGAUAGCAAGAGAUGAAGGAGGGGUUAUUGAAUGUGGCGAAGGAAAGGAUCCAAUGCCUGAAUUACCUAAAGAAAACAAGAGUGGUUACUUCAUGUUGCCAACUGUAAUAACGAGUUUAAAGGAUGACAGCACGUGCAUGCAAGAGGAAAUAUUUGGUCCUGUUGUGUGCAUCACUCCAUUCGACGAUGAAGAGGAGGUGAUAGGUCGAGCGAACAACGUGAAAUAUGGUUUGUGUGCUUCCAUUUGGUCUGAAAACGUUGGUAGAGUUCACAGAGUUGCACAAAGAAUGGAGGUUGGCACUGUUUGGUGCAAUUGUUGGCUAUUGCGUGAUCUCAAUGUGCCUUUUGGUGGCAUUAAGGCGUCGGGGAUUGGACGCGAGGGAAAUUUUGAAUCUCUGGAGUUCUAUACAGAAGUCAAGACUGUGUGUGUGAAAUAUACUGAAUAAAAUAUGAGGGGGAAUCAACCGUUUUUGACAAAACCUCUCUAAGAAACAGAUUAUAUUUAUAGUUUGUAUUCGUAUUUAGCUUCAUACCUUUAUAGUAA